Molecule: messenger RNA, 297 nt
Organism: Symbiodinium pilosum
Lineage: Eukaryota; Dinophyceae; Suessiales; Symbiodiniaceae
Source: the annotation of a GenBank genome assembly
AUGCAAGCAGAGCAGACCAGGAAAAUGGAGGAGUUCCGCACGCACGUGACUGAAAACAUGGCAAAGCAGUUUGCUGAUAUUCAGGAAGAGUCUCAGCAGCAGAUCGCAGGCCUCAAGCAAGUCAUCGAGGAGAAGGCUAAGGAAGGCGUCUUGCUCCUUGAGCAGCAGCACUCCGAGAGCAGAGAGGCUCGAUGCAGCGUGUUGGAGGCUGAGAUCCAGUCAGCCGAAAGCACCUGCAAAGCAGCGCAGGAGGAGGCGGCAGAUUUGCGAGUCAGGCUCGCUGCAGCCCAGCAGAAG